Molecule: messenger RNA, 297 nt
Organism: Dovyalis caffra
Lineage: Eukaryota; Viridiplantae; Streptophyta; Magnoliopsida; Malpighiales; Salicaceae
Source: the annotation of a GenBank genome assembly
AUGGCAGUGCCAAAAGUAUUCCCACGGAUUCGAAACCUUGAUUUGGAUGGACUUGGAAUUGGCUAUACAGCUCUCUGGAGAUCAUUUGUUUACCAUUAUCUGUUAAAACGUUUUCUCAACCACUUGCGUCAACUCCUGAAGAUGGUCUUUCCUUACCAGUCACCAUGUCCCAUGAAGUUGGGUUUCCCACACGGGAACCAGACAGUAGUUGCAGAGCUUGACACCAAAGCAAAAGGGCCAUCAUCUGCUGCUGCAGACUCACAGCAUCUCCAUCUGAAAACUCAGAUGGCUAUCUAG